GUAUUGCAUUUACCGUUAACAUUGUCAUGACAGUCAGCAUCUAGUGUUUUUGCUAUCAGCAAUAACCAUAAUGUUUUGAUGCACACACAACAGGAAAUUUGAGAUCAGAUAGGUCCUUAGACACUGUUGAUCUCCUGGUGAAGCUGUGAGUCUUGCAUAUCAGUUAAAUGGUCGGGGGGAUUAGUCAUUUUCCCACCUUGUCAAACUACACCAAUCUGAAGAGGCUCUUGUGGGGUUGAUGGCAGGGAGUAUAAAUAGUAACGAAAGCUAUUUAUAAGACACAGGAACAGACACAGGAGGGAAGCAGCAGUCUUUAUCAGAAGAUCUGACUGAUAAGUUUCUUAUCCGGUUUUAAUUUGGCUUUAAUUUUUGACAAGUCGCUGGAUGAGAUGAAUUGCUUGAGCAGGAAGCCCAGGUCAUAUCUGGUGAACUCCUACAGUGAUUUUCAGGAGACUGAUGAGAUUGCCAGAGAAUCAUAUGAGGCCACCUGGUUAGACCUGCUGAUGGAGACAAGACCAGAAUACAAGAUGACACUUGUUGAAAAGGACUCGAGGAGAAAGGAGAGCUAUGAAAGCAAGCAGGUGGUUCAUUUCACAGUGAGACGCUUCCUAAACCAAACGAUUCACAUGGGGAGAGAUGGGGAGCCACUGCAGGAAUAUUGUCUACCUUACAGAAACAUACUUCCAAUACCAAUAUUUGUGCCCAAAGAUGUCACACAGCCUGACAUUACCCGUGAGCCCUCUCCCUGCAAAACAAAAUCCACCAUGGACUCUGAGACUAGUUUAAAUGGAGUUUGCCUUCAGAAGAGAGAGGUCUCGUCCAUCACUGAACAUAAGCCAAUGGUAAUCCAACCCAGGAGUCCAGCCUUCAGAGCGUCCAGCCUCAUCUCUCCCCCACGAGACACACUCAGCUACCAGCGAAGAGAAUGAUGAGCUGAUGAAAGUUGUCUGCCAUCAUUGACACGGAUACAAUGACAAGUGUGGUGGGUGACCUCACUCAUACUUAAAUACCAAAGCCUUCAAGAGCCCCAUAUGCUCAUGCUUUUCAGCUGAGACUACCAGGGAAACCUUAUCAAAUGAAAAUGAUGUGCUUCAAGUAUUAAUUUACUAAUUCCACUUGGUGUGCUAACACAAAAACAUUAUUCAUUUUCUAAAUGUGGCUUAAGUGUCCAAAUACAUUUAGUAAUGGUCUUAAACCUGAAUAUUCAAAAAUAAAUCUAAUUUUUGAUUGUAAUCUAUAUUUGAUUAUAAAGGAGCUGUUGAUCUGUUUCUCAGCAGGUUUACAAUGAACUGCAGGAAAGACAUCUCUCCUGGACAAUCAUCAUCUGUUCAAAACAGCUAGUUCUUGGAAAUAAACACUUUCUUGCCUGUAAAUCUCAUUUAUAUGUAUUUAUGAAAUCAUGGCAAACAAUAAUAAUAAAAAAAAAAACCUUAGUCAAUCAAACUGUAAUAUAUUCUUUCUUGUCAGAACACAUUUAUUACACAUGUCAGGAACAUAAUUUUUAUGUUUGUGGUACAUAUUAGUAAAAUGAAUAAUUAUUAUUCUAUUAAAGUUCAUCAGUAAUGCAACAAAUAUGAAAUCAUCCGAUUCUU
This is a messenger RNA of Cyprinus carpio (common carp), 1592 nucleotides long. Its product is annotated as telethonin-like. Gene Ontology annotation, cellular component: Z disc. Gene Ontology annotation, biological process: sarcomerogenesis; cardiac muscle contraction; skeletal muscle myosin thick filament assembly. Gene Ontology annotation, molecular function: structural constituent of muscle; titin Z domain binding; titin binding. NCBI's taxonomy places the organism in Eukaryota, Metazoa, Chordata, Actinopteri, Cypriniformes, Cyprinidae. The record is from RefSeq and is a predicted model, not a curated record.